AUGUUCCACUCCAUACCAACGCUAGGGUUUUGCUUCACGCUCUGCGUCCUCUCGUUGUUCGGGACAACACAGGGAACCUAUCCUAUUAGGUGUUGUUCAGGAUCCACACUAAUUAACAGAAGAUGUGUGUGUAACCCAGGUUACCAUGGCGAUAGUGCUCACCGUUGUGUCGAGCCAUGCUGGAAAAAAUGUAAAGCAAAUACAAUCUGCAACAAGAAUACAUUCAAAUGUUCCUGUAAACCAGGAUUCGUGGGUAAUCCAUAUGGCGGCUGCAUACUUAAAGCCACAUUCCAAUUUGCACGAUCGAGUUAUGUGGUAAAAGAGAGCGCCGGUGUAGUGAAACUACAGGUCGAUAGAAUAUCCGGAGGACUCCAUAAAGUCAUUAUGUACUGGAAAUCCACUAGUAUAACGGCUAGACUUAAUAGCGACUACAGAGGUGCUUCUGGAAGUGUUACAUUUGGAGUUGGUGAAAAAUGGAAAUUCAUCCAAAUUCCCAUCGUAAACGACCAGAUCUAUGAGAGAAUUGAAACGUUUAAAGUGACUUUAACAUCAGCAAGUGCUGGGGGAGCAAUCGGAACUCGCAGUGUAACCACGGUAACAAUCACUGAUGACGAUCUCCCAUGUGGAGGAAAGUGCAAGAAUUAUCGAUUCUCCGUUUGUAACGAGGCCACCAAUAAAUGUGUUUGUAUAAAGAACUACUAUGGCGAUCCGUACCAUGGAGGAUGCAGGUGUGGUGGUGGAGGGGGCUAUUAGACGGCCAAAUCGCAUUUUGUGUUAAAUUGCCGACUGCACCUGAAACACCUGAAUAAAAGGAAUAGCAUCA
This is a messenger RNA of Mizuhopecten yessoensis (Yesso scallop), 823 nucleotides long. RefSeq lists its product as uncharacterized. The transcript is spliced from 6 exons. The coding region runs from base 1 to 753 and encodes 250 amino acids. Gene Ontology annotation, cellular component: membrane. Gene Ontology annotation, biological process: metal ion transport; cell communication. Lineage: Eukaryota; Metazoa; Mollusca; Bivalvia; Pectinida; Pectinidae. The record is from RefSeq and is a predicted model, not a curated record.